This is a messenger RNA of Drosophila gunungcola (fruit fly), 1100 nucleotides long. It is a transcript of the gene spag4, whose product is annotated as SUN domain-containing protein 1. The transcript has 4 exons. NCBI's taxonomy places the organism in Eukaryota, Metazoa, Arthropoda, Insecta, Diptera, Drosophilidae. Gene Ontology annotation, molecular function: protein-membrane adaptor activity. Gene Ontology annotation, cellular component: nuclear envelope; meiotic nuclear membrane microtubule tethering complex. Gene Ontology annotation, biological process: nuclear envelope organization. The record is from RefSeq and is a predicted model, not a curated record. The coding region runs from base 88 to 1011 and encodes 307 amino acids.
CGUAAGUGUCAAUUUUCCCAUAAAAGCACUCUAAAACAAGAUCUCUGGUGUUAUUUUUGUCAACUCAAUUUUUUUACUGCCUUAAAAAUGGACAACAGUCGUCAAUGCACUGCCAAGCGAGUGUGUGUCACCUAUUUACUUUCAUUUGUGCUGCUCUCAGCCUUUUUUUACUAUCUAAUGGCGCACAACAGCAGGAACAACGCUGGAAUAUCGCGGCUUCGUGAGGACGUGGACGAUAUAUCGCACAUGCUUCGCCAGCAGCAGAUGGAGAGCAAGGACGCCCAGAUCUCUGGCGGAGAGCCAAAGGGCCUGGGAUCGGGAAUGGGAGCCGGAUCGGGCAGGUGCGACAACCGAGACGUGAACGCCUACGUGGACACCUUGUUCAAGCGCAAGAUCGGUCAUCUGAUGGACGACGUGUACAACCUGAAGAAGCAGAUGAAAAGCGCCGAGUGCUCCGCGCGUGGUGGCCAGUCCAAAAGUGCCAAAAGUGAGUCCGUCUCGGUGGCGAAGGCUCGCAUUAACUACGCUUGCGAGGAGCUGGGUGCCAGGAUCAUCGACGUGGAGGCCCGGCCCAUCGGGGGCAGCAAUGUGAUCAGAACGCUCCUUGGACUUGACUUCAGCGCCAAUCCGCCGGUUAAUAUGCUGCGCCCGGGCCUUUCUCCGGGAUCCUGCUUCGGGUUCAGCGGCAGUCGGGCCACAGUGACCCUGCACCUGGCCAAGUCCAUCAAGGUGGAGGUCAUUGCCCUCACUCAUGUGGCCCGCGAUAUGACGCCCACGCUUUGCGUGAAGAGUGCCCCCAAGGAGUUCGAAGUGUACGGUCUGCGGGCGGACAACUCCAAGCGGGAGCUUUUGGGACAGUGGACCUUCGAUAAUGCGGCCAACCGGCGUACACAGAGCUACACUGUGCACAACGAUCACUUCUUUAGGAGGCUGUCCCUUAGAUUCAAUUCGAACCACGGUGCGAAUUCAACCUGCAUUUAUCGCAUUGAAGUUUUUGGGAGAUUGCCGUAGUAUGCACGAUUUCAUAUUAGAAAAAUUUAUGUAUUUUAGUUAUUUUAUUUAACCUUAAUAUAUGUUGAGUUCGUUGAAGUUCAGAUACA